AUGAAAAUAGUCAUCCUGAACGGCCCAAACCUGAACAUGCUCGGCAGACGGGAGCAGUCCUACUACGGCGUCAAGACUCUUGACGACAUCGAAGAACUCGUCGCUGAAAAGGCGCGCGAACUCGAAGUCGAGACCGAGUUCUACCAGUCUAACCACGAGGGCGCACUGGUGGACUACUUACAGUCAUUGACGCCCGACGUCGAGGGCAUUGUGGUCAACGCGGGCGCAAUCACGCAUUACGGCAUAUCGCUGCGAGACGCGCUAAUAGACUCACGUCUGCCAAUUGUCGAGGUUCAUCUGUCCAACAUACACGCCCGCGAAGAGUUCCGUCGGCACUCCGUCAUUUGCCGACAUCGCGCAGGGACAGAUUGCCGGUCUCGGCUGGCAGGGUUAUCUCUUCGCCCUUGA
This is a messenger RNA of Geodia barretti, 408 nucleotides long. Lineage: Eukaryota; Metazoa; Porifera; Demospongiae; Tetractinellida; Geodiidae. The record is from the annotation of a GenBank genome assembly.